UUGAGUCUGACAUUCUAACAUGGGAUUGCAAAACUAUUCCGUUCGGGUACAGAUUGCUUCGGAAUCAAGUUCCUGUUAAAUCUAAUCUAAGACUUUACCUAAGUUGAAUGUUCAUGUAAUACAUAAAAUAUAAUGCUUGAUUAGUAACACAUACCUGGAUAAGAAACGUCAUUUUAUUCUAUUGAAGAAGGAACCUUGGCUUAACUUAUUAAAAUGGGGAGAGUCAUAUUGUGCUUUUUCAUACUUAUAUUCAAAAUAAAAAAGGAGAGGGAAAGGCUGGACCUGGAAAAUCCACAAAACUGGAUGACCCUUGAACCUAAAGCUUCAGGAGCACCUACCUCUUCCAAGUGUCCUAGCCAAAGCGUCCAGCUUCUAGCAGUUUCAAGUGUCCCAGCAGAAGCUGUCAUUGACGCACAGAUCAUCAGAUGGGAUCAUUCCAAGCGCCUCCUGCAAUGAGAAGCUCCACAUUGUUAGAAACUUCAUGUGGAUAUUUACUUCAAGAAUUGCAGAUGAUAUGGGAUGAAGUUGGAGAAGAUCAGUUAGAAAGAGAAAAGGUUCUACUCGAAUUAGAACAUGAGUGCCUGGAGGUCUACAGGAGAAAAGUUGACCGUGCAAAUAUAUCAAGAGCUCGCCUGCAUCAGGAAUUGGCAGAAUCUGAAGCUGAAUUUACUCACCUUCUUUUGUCCCUUGGUGAACGAUCUCUUCCCGGACGGCCUGAGAAAAUGUCAGGAACACUGAAGCAACAACUUGAUUCAAUUACUCCAGCAUUGCGGGAUAUGCGGUUGAGGAAAGAAGAGAGAGUGAACCAGUUCCAAGCUGUACAAGGCCAAAUUCAGAAAAUAUCUGCCGAAAUUGCUGGUCAGUCCGAGUAUGACGACUCAGUAACAAAUGUCACCGUGAACGAGAACGAUCUUUCUUUGAAGAAACUUGAGGAAUAUCAGAAUGAGCUACAACGACUCCACAAUGAGAAGAACAACAGACUCCAGCAAGUGGAAAAAUAUAUAGCGGCUGUUCACAAUUUGUCUGCAACCUUGGGAAUGGAAUCCUCCAUGAUUAUUACAAAGGUUCACCCAAGCUUGAAUGAGUUGUGUGGGAUUUCAAAAAACAUAAGUGAUGGUAUUUUGGCCAAACUCAACAGUACCGUGGAGUCUCUGCAAGAAGAAAAACAAAAGCGUCUUGAGAAGCUUCACCAACUUGGUAAAGCAUUGAAAAACUUGUGGAGCCUAAUGGAUACACCCUAUGGAGAUCGCUAUUUGUUUUCCCACAUUAUUGAUCUAUUAUCAGUCUCAUCAGCAGAAGUAUCUGAUCCUGGAAGCCUUACCCUGGAGAUAAUCCAACAGGUUGAAGCAGAAGUCAAGAGAUUGGAUCAUUUAAAGGCAAGCAAAAUGAAAGAGCUAUUUCUCAAGAAACAAAAUGAGCUUGAAGAGAUAUGCAAUAAAUCACACAUGGAGAUUCCUUCAAGAUUAGAGAUGGAAAAUAUACUAAACCUCAUAAACUCAGGGGAGAUUGACCAUGCCGAUCUCCUCAUGAGCAUGGAUGAACAGAUAUCAAGAGCAAAGGAAGAAGCCUCCAGCAGAAAAUCAAUAAUGGAGAAGGUGGAAAAAUGGAUACUAGCAAGUGAUGAGGAGCGCUGGCUGGAAGAAUAUAGCAUGGAUGAGAAAAGAUAUUCAGUCAGGAGAGGUGCUCAUAGGAACCUGAGACGUGCAGAAAGGGCCCGAGUAACAGUCAACAAAAUCCCAGCAUUGGUGGAUUCACUCAUAGCAAAAACUAAGAGUUGGGAAGAAGAAAGAAAGAAGGUUUUCUUGUAUGAUGAGGUACCUCUUUUGGCAAUGUUGGAAGAGUACAACCUGUUUAGGCAAGAAAGAGAAGAAGAAAAGCAAAGGCAACGGGAUAUGAAGAAGGUCCAGAGCCAGGCAGUCGUUGAGCAAGAAAACUUCAUUGCAUCCAGGCCAACCACCAGCAAUCGGCGCCUUUCAAACAAGAGUUUAAAUGGAGGUUUUGGCAAUUCAACCCCUUCAAACCGAAGGCUUUCUCUGAGUAUUCAACAGUUAGGGUCAAACAGCAUAAACUCAGCAACUCAAAGUAAAUCCUUGAUAAAAGAAGGAAAGAAGGUGCAAGGAAAAAGGAUAUUUCCUCUACCCAACUCCGCAUCUCAACUAAGAGAUGAAGCAGCUUCAGUGGUAUCAACAUUUUCCGGGCCCUUGUCGCCUUGAAAUUAUGAAAUCCAAUUCUGAUUCAAUUCACUGGAAAAAGCUAAUUGUAAGUUUGAAGAAGGAAAAAAAACAGAUACGUUUGCAGAAAAUAAAUUCAGUUUGUUAAGUCAGUUUGAGAGGAAAAAAAACUGUUUUAUCUGUUAUCCUUGUGUUUAUAAUGAAAACUACAAAAUGAAAACCACAAUACUCUGUUGAUUUCAUUGAUGUAAUCAAGAAUAUAUAUACAAAUGACAAAGAAUGAUUUACAAUACUUGAACAGAAAAAUAGAAAGUAACU
Durio zibethinus is the source of this 2489-nucleotide messenger RNA. NCBI's taxonomy places the organism in Eukaryota, Viridiplantae, Streptophyta, Magnoliopsida, Malvales, Malvaceae. The record is from RefSeq and is a predicted model, not a curated record.